Messenger RNA from Pyrus x bretschneideri (Chinese white pear), 4202 nucleotides. RefSeq names its product zinc finger protein BRUTUS. The transcript has 15 exons. Gene Ontology annotation, biological process: ubiquitin-dependent protein catabolic process; protein ubiquitination. Gene Ontology annotation, cellular component: nucleus. Gene Ontology annotation, molecular function: zinc ion binding; ubiquitin protein ligase activity. Bases 244 to 3987 code for a protein of 1247 amino acids. Lineage: Eukaryota; Viridiplantae; Streptophyta; Magnoliopsida; Rosales; Rosaceae. The record is from RefSeq and is a predicted model, not a curated record.
CGACGUGGACAACUAUAAAAUGUCCCUCCCUUAUCUAUUUGCAAAGCGUUGAACGUUCUCGUGCUGUCGCCCGUUCCGUCCUGCUCGCACAAUCAGAACCACCAUAAACGAGCGCGCGUGUAUGUCUGCAUUUUGGCGAGCCGACCGGAUUCCCCAAAUCCAGCAGCACAGGAAACCCUAGGGUUUAUGGAAAUCUGAAUCCGCAAUCACGUUCCCAAAUUUACGACGUGUCGGUUUCUAUAAAUGGCGGCACCAUUUCCUGCUGGUGGAGGUGGAGUUGUGGCGGUAAUGGCUGGACCCUUAGCCCCGCUCGAUCCUUCUCCGUCCAAGACUUGCCUGAAGAGCUCGGCGCACAAGUCGCCGAUCCUCAUCUUCUUGCUGUUUCACAAGGCUAUUCGCUCCGAGCUCGAUGGCCUCCACCGAGCCGCCAUGGCCUUCGCCAGCUCCGCCGCUGGAAUUCAGCCCUUGCUGGAGCGCUACCACUUCCUCCGCGCUAUUUAUAAGCACCAUUGCAAUGCCGAGGACGAGGUCAUAUUUCCAGCUCUCGAUAUACGGGUGAAGAAUGUGGCUCGAACGUAUUCUCUUGAACACGAGGGAGAGAGCGUUCUUUUCGAUCAAUUGUUUGAGCUGCUAAACUCCGAUAAACAAAAUGAGGAGAGCUACCGGAGAGAGUUGGCUUCUUGUACUGGAGCCAUCCAAACAUCAAUCAGCCAGCAUAUGUCCAAGGAAGAGGAACAGGUCUUCCCUUUGCUUAUUGAGAAGUUUUCAUUUGAGGAGCAAGCUUCCUUGGUGUGGCAGUUUCUGUGUAGUAUUCCUGUUAACAUGAUGGCAGAAUUUCUUCCAUGGCUCUCUUCCUCCAUAUCAUCCGACGAACAUCAGGAUAUGCGCAAGUACUUGAGCAAAGUAAUACCAGAAGAGAAGCUUCUGCAGCAGGUUGUAUUUGCCUGGAUGGAAGGGGAAAAUGUUUCUCAGGGCAAAGGUAAUUCCAAGGGGCAAUUUCAAGAUUCUGUAAAUAAGGGGAAGUGCGUGUGCGAAUCUUCCAGCACUUGUAAAAGGAAACGUGCGGACGUACAAUCUGAUAAUUCCAGCACCAUUGUUUUGAAUCCGAUAGAUGAAAUACUUUUUUGGCACAAUGCUAUAAAAAGAGAGUUAAGUGACAUAGCUGAGGCCGUUAGGAGGAUACAACUUUCUAAAGAUUUUUCUGAUUUGUCUGCAUUCAACAAGAGGUUGCAGUUCAUUGCAGAAGUUUGUAUUUUCCAUAGCAUUGCUGAGGACAAAGUUAUAUUCCCUUCUCUAGAUGCAGAACUCAAUUUUGCUCACGAGCACGCAGAAGAAGAAAUUCAAUUUGACAAGCUUAGGUGCCUCAUGGAAAGCAUCCAGAGGGCAGGAGCUAACUCAUCCACUUCUGAAUUUUAUAUGAAGUUAUGCUCUCAUGCUGAUCAGAUAAUAGAUGGCAUACUGAAGCACUUCCAGAAUGAGGAACUUCAGACUAGAGUAUUUGAAAGCUUCAAGGAUUUUAUCCUGAAAACCAAACAUACAAGAAAAGUCCUUCCACUUGCUCGUAAGCAUUUUAGCCCCAAAAGACAGCGGGUUCUUAUGUAUCAAAGCUUAUGCAUGAUGCCCUUGAAGUUGAUUGAGUGUGUCUUGCCAUGGUUGGUAGGAUCACUUACUGAAAAGGAAGCAAGUUCCUUUCUUCAAAAUCUUCGAAUAGCAGCUCCAGCAUCAGAUUCAGCACUGGUUACUCUUUUUUCUGGCUGGGCAUGCAAAGGUCGUUCUGCAAACAUUUGUUUGUCUUCAAGUGCAAUCAGUUGUCCUCCAAGGACAUUGAGUGAAACCGAAGAAGACAUUAGCUAUAAAUCACUAUGUGUGUGCACCUCUAUGUAUUCUGCUAGGGAAAGGCCUUUGUGCAAUCAAAUAGAUGGAGCAGAUGACAAUCUAAGGCCAGUCAAGAGCGUAAACUCAGUAUCAGAAACUUUUGCUUGCCAGCCUAUAGAAAGUAUAAAUACCCUUCAAAGUUCUUGCAGUAACAAGACAUGCUGUGUCCCGGGGUUGGGAGUAAAUGACUGUAGCUUAGGAGUGGGUUCUCUUACUCCGGCAAAAUCUCUGCGUGCCUUAUCUUUUAAUCCUUCUACUCUUCCGCUUAACUCCAGUCUUUUUAACUGGGAAACAGAUACCAGCUCUACUGACGCUAGUAGUACAGCACGACCUAUUGAUAACAUAUUUAAGUUCCAUAAAGCUAUACGUAAGGACUUGGAGUAUUUGGAUGUUGAAUCUGGAAAGCUUAAUGGUUGUAAUGAUGCUUUUAUUAGGCAUUUUACCGGUAGGUUUCGUUUGUUAUGGGGUCUAUAUAGAGCUCAUAGUAAUGCAGAGGACGAUAUUGUAUUUCCAGCAUUAGAAGCCAAAGAGACUCUUCAUAAUGUUAGCCAUGCUUACACUCUAGAUCACAAGCAGGAAGAGAAACUGUUUGAGGAUAUUUCUUCUGUUCUUUCUGAGCUUUCACAACUUAAUGAAUUAAUGAGUACUAGAAAUGUGUCUAAUGAUUCAACUCGAAGUAGCUUGGAUUCUUUCGAGAGUGAUGAUACGCUGAGAAAGUACAAUGGACUAGCCACGAAACUUCAGGGCAUGUGCAAAUCCAUAAGAGUGACAUUGGAUCACCAUGUUUUCCGUGAAGAACUUGAACUGUGGCCAUUGUUUGAUAAACAUUUUUCUGUGGAAGAACAAGAUAAAAUUGUUGGUAGAAUAAUUGGUACUACAGGAGCAGAGGUUCUUCAAUCAAUGUUGCCGUGGGUAACUGAUGCUCUUACUCAGCAAGAGCAAAAUAAAUUGAUGGAAACAUGGAAGCAAGCAACCAAAAAUACUAUGUUCAGUGAGUGGCUUAAUGAAUGGUGGGAUGGAACUCCAGCUGCAUCUUCCCAUACAGAAACACCAGAAAGUUGCACAUCUUUAGGUGCAGAGGCCUCUGAAAGCUUCGAACAUACUGAUGACACAUUUAAACCUGGAUGGAAAGAUAUAUUUAGGAUGAAUCAGAAUGAGCUUGAAUCAGAAGUAAGAAAAGUUUCUCGGGAUUCAACUCUUGAUCCAAGAAGAAAAGCAUAUCUGCUUCAAAAUCUAAUGACCAGUCGAUGGAUAGCUUCUCAGCAGAAGUCCCCUCAAGCAUCUGCAGUCGAAGGUUCAAAUGGUGAAGAUUUGGUUGGAUGUUCACCGUCAUUUCGUGAUUCAGAGAAACAAGUGUUUGGAUGUGAGCAUUAUAAAAGAAAUUGCAAACUCCGUGCUGCUUGCUGUGGCAAGUUAUUUACAUGUAGGUUCUGCCAUGAUAACGUGAGCGACCAUUCAAUGGAUCGGAAGGCUACAUCUGAAAUGAUGUGCAUGCGCUGCUUGAAAAUUCAGCCUGUUGGACCAGUCUGCACAACACCUUCCUGUAAUGGAUUCUCGAUGGCACAGUACUAUUGUAGUGUUUGCAAGUUUUUUGAUGAUGAAAGGACUGUUUAUCAUUGUCCUUCCUGCAAUUUAUGUCGUGUUGGGAAGGGACUUGGCAUCGACUUCUUUCAUUGCAUGACGUGCAAUUGUUGCCUGGGGAUGAAGUUACUGGAUCACAAAUGCAGGGAAAAAGGUCUUGAAAUAAACUGUCCCAUCUGCUGCGACUUUUUGUUUACCUCAAGUGCAACUGUGAGAGCUCUUCCUUGUGGCCAUUACAUGCAUUCAGCUUGCUUCCAGGCAUACACUUGCAGUCACUACAUCUGCCCAAUCUGUAGCAAAUCUAUGGGAGAUAUGGCGGUUUAUUUUGGCAUGCUUGAUGCACUACUGGCUUCCGAGGAACUCCCAGAAGAAUACAGGGAUCGCUGUCAGGACAUACUGUGCAACGACUGUGAUAAGAAGGGGACCGCGCCGUUCCACUGGCUGUACCAUAAGUGCAGGACUUGUGGAUCCUAUAACACCAAGAUUAUCAGGGUAGACUCCAACUCCCACUGCUUAACAUCACACAACUGAUGGAUGGCUUAUGGACUUGCUGUUUUCCAACGAGUGUGUAAAUACAUUUUCCUGGAGAAUAACUUACAUGAAACGGGACGUCAAAGCAGUUGCAUGCCAUUACAACCCACACAGUGGCUUUGUAAAUUAUGUGCACCACUAUAGCUAUUUCAAUUUAAUUUUGGCCAUCGUUAAUGUUCACAUAAAAAGGGAAAAUGGAAAGCAUUUAGACUGGA